CCAUCGUCCAUCCCACUGUUGUUAGGGGCCUCUGCUGGCAAACUGCGUCACCGAGUGGGCGCUGCAGGUAUUCAUCUCUAAAUCUGCAGUUUGGGAAGUCUAGCCAUGGCACGAAUGACCUGGAAACCAAAGUGACUGAACUUUUAAAUCACCAUGGCGGCAGAGGCUAAUUCAAACUCCAAGACCCACCAAGAACUGAAACACCCAUCUGUAUCCAACGCUCAGUGUGAACUGCCCGUGAAUAUGUAUGAGGCCAUGGGUGAAGGAAAUGUCAAUCUUGUGGACUCAGUAGGGAGAGGCGUGAGUGACCCCAGUGCAUCCAGUUAUCAGAGGAAUGUGCAUCAGAGAUUCAUCAGGAGAAGUCUAUGGUUCUCGGACGCAGAUGAGCAGGCCUUUGAAGCACCUGAAUGCGAUAACAGGAAUAAGAUCCUAAACAUUAACCUGCGGACAAUAGUGGACAGGACACGGGGGACGAGUUGUGGGAUACAGGAAGGUUCCAGCACUGAAAGUCAAGGUGGGCAAAAAGACAGUGCAACAGAGAGCGCCAGUGCCGAUGACGAGAAGGAGAAAGGUGGCGAUUCGUUAAAUCCUACAUGCAAUGGUGGGAGUAAAGCCGCUAUCAAGGCAUCCAGUGAGGAGAAUGAGGAGGAGGCGGAGGUGAAAGCAGUCUCCACAUCUCCAGGAGGAAGAUUCCUCAAAUUUGACAUAGAACUGGGGAGAGGGUCCUUCAAGACGGUCUACAAGGGCCUGGAUACUGAGACCUGGGUGGAAGUUGCCUGGUGUGAGCUGCAGGAUCGCAAGCUGUCGAAAGUGGAACGUCAGCGCUUUAAGGAGGAGGCAGAGAUGUUGAAGGGUCUUCAACAUCCCAACAUUGUCCGUUUCUAUGACUUUUGGGAGUCACCCCUUAAAGGGAAGAAGUGCAUUGUUUUAGUAACGGAGCUCAUGACGUCAGGAACGCUAAAAACCUAUCUGAAGCGUUUCAAAGUAAUGAAGCCAAAGGUGCUGAGGAGCUGGUGCAGGCAGAUCCUGAAAGGCCUUCACUUUCUCCACACCAGGACCCCUCCCAUCAUCCACAGGGACCUCAAAUGUGACAACAUCUUUAUCACUGGACCCACGGGCUCGGUCAAAAUAGGGGAUUUAGGACUGGCAACCCUCAAGGCGGCUUCCUUUGCUAAGAGCGUCAUAGGCACCCCAGAGUUCAUGGCUCCAGAGAUGUACGAGGAACACUACGACGAGGCUGUGGAUGUCUACGCCUUUGGCAUGUGUAUGCUAGAGAUGGCCACCUCGGAGUAUCCCUACUCCGAGUGUCAGAAUGCUGCUCAGAUAUACCGCAAAGUCACAAGUGGAGUGAAGCCAGCCAGCUACAACAAGGUCGUGGAUCCUGAAAUAAAGGAGAUUAUUGGAGAGUGUAUCUGCCAAAAGAAAGAGGAGCGGUACACCAUCAAGGAGCUGUUGAACCAUGCUUUCUUUGCUGAGGACACGGGCGUUAGGGUGGAACUAGCUGAGGAGGAUGAUGGAAAAAAGGACUCGAUAGCCCUCAAACUGUGGGUGGAGGACCACAAGAAGUUAAAAGGGAAGUACAAGGAGAGUGGUGCCAUCGAGUUCACGUUUGACCUGGAAAAGGAGGUCCCUGAGGUUGUGGCACAAGAGAUGGUGGAGUCUGGCUUCUUCCAUGAGAGUGAUGCUAAGACUGUGGGAAAGUCGAUCAGGGACCGUGUGGCACUGAUCAAAUGGAGGAGAGAGAGAACAGUGUCUGCUGCAGUUGCAGUGGAUCUAGCGGAAGCGGGUCACAGGGUCCAGAUGACACCAUCUCAGGGCAUCACUGCUGGGGCUGCACAUGUAGGACAGACUUUCCUGGAACCAGAAGAGCCAGAGGCAGACCAGCACAACAGGCUGCACAACCUACCUGCCAGUGCCACCUCAGUGACAUCAGACAGCACACUUGAUAGUGGCAUGGGCUCCACUGUGUACUCAGACUCCCACAGCAGCCAGCAGAGUGUCCUCUACCAGUCCCUGUUAGAGCCUAUUACUAUGGCAACACAGCAGUGCCAGAGCAGUAGCCCUUUUCUAACAGAUCGACCCCACUCCUGUGAAAAGGGUCAAGUAUGGGGGGCAACGUUGAGCCCAGAGCUCAGGACUCGUUUGGGAGCUACAACCCGGAGAGGAAGUGCCCCCGUUAUUGACACUUACAGGGCAAACCAGAUUGCCCAGCUCCAUGCCCUCAUUCAGUCGCAGAGAUCAAUCAGCCCCACCCCCACAGUACCAGAGAACCAGUUGGAACUCGGCCCCCCUGAGCUUCACUCAGAGGCUAAGGAUGGCUUCCCCUCCCAGAAUGCUCUGCCAGUACUUUCUGUCUCUUCCCCCUCUGAGUUACGCCGCUUUAGUGACACCAGCAUCAGACUGCUCUCGCAGGCCCCCAGUGAGAACUUAACACUGCCGAUGCCAAGCGGACGCAGACACUCCGACCUCAGUAGCCUUCUGAGUCUUACCUCUCAUCAUAACCACCAGUUUGCGCUGCAUAGAGGCCACGUAUGCCAGGCAUGCCUCUCUUUGCUUCUUCUACGGUCACGAGAAGGGAGCCACCGCUGUCCUUCUGUUGCCAUGCCAACACAACACUGUCCAUGUGACUUUAGACAAAACCCGUUCCCUGGUGGAACAAUGACCACCCUUGGUUAUGGACGGCUGAAAGGGUUGAGUGAUUGUUCCAAUUUCUCACUGCUACAGCAGUCCCUGUUCAAUAUAAUCAGCCGCAAAGCAGCCCCGUGUCCCACCACACCCACCCAAGCGUCCCUUCUGCACUCCGCAGCUGCCCACAGGCCUGCCCGCAGUGAUGGAGACGGCAGCCUGAAGCGUCAUCUCCUGAGUCGCAGUUUGGUUGGGGACCAAGAAUCCCUCGAGGACUGCAAAGAUAGAUUCUGUGCCAGAGAGCAGCAAGUUACCAGGGCUUUGGGAGUGGCCAGUUCAGCGGGUCACCAGAAUCAACCAUCUGUACAGGGCCUGCCUUCUUCCAGCACAGCAGUGCACACACCACUGCAGUACCUCCAGCCUGGACACAGUUACCCUGCUGCUCCGUAUGCUGGCCAACACAAUGCUGCAACACCACCUCCAGCUAGUCUGUGCUCCGUCAACUUCCAACAUACAGUCAAUGCUGCUAACUAUACACCUCCAAGUGUGCAACAGACUCAAGUUGCAGCAAAUAUUUCUGCAUCAGCUGUGCCACAACAUGUUACACAAAACUACCAAGCACCAGGACACCACCACCAACAGCAGCAAGCAGCAGCAGCAGCAGCAGCAGCAGCAGCAGCAGCAGCAGGCUCUUUGACUUUUCCCUUGAAAGUCCAACAAACUUGUCAGAACUGUGCGGCCCAACCUCAACAACAGGCUCACUCUGCAUCAGGAUAUCCUUCUCCAGUGCAGCAACAGACUGCUGCAGCAGCAGCCACCCUGCCAGCACAGCAGCCAGCACAAGGCUACACUCUUACAUCUGUAGCCCCAACUAUGGCAGCCAUGGCCCAGUGUCAUCCUACACAAGUUCCCAGCGCACGGCAACAAGUCAAACUGCCAAGUCAGCAGCCUGGUCAGAGCUCCUCCACACCAGCACUUUACAGCCAACAGAUACCAAUUCAGCAAGAGCACCAACUAAAUACUCAGUGCAAUAUACAACUAACGCAACAUGCUGGCCAGGCUUAUAUUCAGCCCCAAGUCCAGCACGGCCAAGAAAAUCUGCAUACUAUACAUCAACAAAUGGCGCAACAGCCUACCCACCUUUCUCAAAGUCAUCAGUCUGGUCAGCAACAAGUACACACAGCAACUCUACAGAAGCACAGUCUGGAAGCCAUGCAGACAGCAGGUCCACAACAGAGCCAGGACCUAUCUCAGUCCACAGUCCAUCAGGUUCAGACCCCAGCUUCUCAACUUCAUCCGACAGCAGCCCCAGUUGUGCAGGUUGCAGCCACACACCAGAGUUACCCUGCUGCUGGUCUACCUGAUGCUGCCUGUCAGAGCUACGCACACUCUGCCCUCAGCGCGCUGCAGCAACAGCCUGCUCCAGCUCAGAGCCAGUACCUGUCUGCACAGUCUUCAGCUGCUUCACAGACCUACGGAGGACAACAGUUUCAACCCCAUCUUUGCUUCGCUGCUUUCCUGAACCAGAACAUUCCUGGUGGUCAAAGCAUUUCACAGCUUGGACAAGAUGGUCUGAGUCUCAGCCAGGCGUCUUCAAGUGUGCCAGCCCAAGCACUGCCUCCUCAACAGUCAAUGGGUCAGGCUACUGUCCACCAACAACUCCAACCUCUGCAUAGUUCAAACUCUCGACCACAUCCAUCCCAGUUUCCUUCACAGUAUCCCACAAUCCAGGUGAUGACAUCUGUGACUGACUGUGAAUCCUCUUACCCUCCCCCCUGCACUGCCCCUCACCCUUCAGCCUCCUCUUCGCUUAAUCACAUCUUCCUUUCUCCUGGACAGACUGUCCCUGUGACCCCCUCUGUCUCCCCCCUUUCUUCUCUGCGCAUUGACAACAUGUUAGUUUCACCCAUUCCAGUGUCCUUCAUACCUUCCCCCUCACUCGUGCUGGGUAAGGUGGGACCCACAUCCCCACAGCACCAGCCCACCGCUAUUCUGCAGCAGAGUGUUAGAUCUGAAGCUUCUCAUUCACAACCCGCAUUUAUAUCGGCACCAACCACCCACCCCAUACACACACACACUGCCCUGUGCCAGAACACACACCCUCCCACAAAUGGCAGCACUCAGCCUCUGAUACAGCAGGUUCCCCAACAGGCACCGGUCAGCCAUCCUGAGCUUGUCCCCUCUGCUCAGCUCACACAACCUGCAGUCUUUCCCUCACCUUUGCAGAAUGGGUCAGACCCGGGCACAGUCACCACUGCUGCCCAGCUGGACAGCAAGAUCCCAUGCCAGCUGGCCCCGCAGGCCCAGAGUCAUGUUCAGAGCCAGAAUCCUGUGCUGCAGCCCUCUGACUCUCAGAGAGCGUCAUCUGGGUCUGCCAGUUCCAGUCUGACUCAGCAAAAACAACUCUGUAGUCUCACCGGAGCUGCAGGUCAGGGUCCAGCAGAGACCAACACGGAGGAUCCAGCCUCAGAGAAACACUCUGGAGGACAGAGCUACGACAGUGUCAACUCGGAUGCCACGUCAGGGAAGGAGAUGAGUGACGGUUACGAGGGGACGUAUGGAGGUAAAGGCGAAGGGAAGGUCCGCAAACACCACCGCAGGUCCACACGCACUCGUUCUCGGCAAGAGAAGAUCAGCAGGCCAAAGCUCAGCAUGCUCAAUGUGUGCAACACCGGCGAUAAGAUGGUAGAGUGUCAGUUGGAAACUCAUAACCACAAAAUGGUCACUUUCAAGUUUGACCUGGAUGGAGAUGCACCGGAAGAGAUUGCUACAUACAUGGUGGAGAAUGAUUUCAUUCUGCCUUUAGAGAAAGAGGUGUUCAUCGAGCAGCUGAAGGACAUUGUGGACAAGGCUGAGGACAUGCUGAGUGAGGACGCCGAGGGUGAGCGGAACUCUGACCAAGGAGGAAGUCCCAAACAGAGUGAAGGUGCUCUGGGAACAGAGGGAUUGAAGGCUUCUGCACCCAGCACACCACAGCUGGUGUACCAGCAAAAUGUCCUGCACACUGGCAAGCGUUGGUUUAUCGUCUGCCCCGUGGCUGAGACUCCUAUUUUAGACAAAGAGAAGACUACAACUCACACCUCUACAGCCCAGGAAUCUGAAAAGUCUGCCUCAUCAUCGGUCAGGCCCAACAGCAACACAACUGCAGUGGCUACCCCAGUCGCAUCUUUAUCCUCCCACAGUCUCUCCUCCUCCUCCUCUCUGCCCCCUGCAGCUCAGAACUCGGUGCAGUCUCUAGAACAAAACAUUGACAAAACCCGGAUCCAGCAGCAUCAGCCCUGUGUAACUAAACAUGUGCUUGCUGCUGCCGGUGCCAGCCAUCACAACUCCCUUCCUGUGGAAGAGCCUUGCAUCUCUGCUGUCUCAUUGGUAACAGACAUGCCAUGUUGCGCUAUUGUGCCACCUGUCUCUCUGGAUGUGAAUGCUGUCGAUAAAGGAGCAGCUAGUGGUUUGACCUCUUCUCAAACUAACCAGCCCAAUCAGAAAACCAGUCCUACUGGAGAACUACCCCCUCAGCUGGCCUCCCAGCAGUCUGUGGUGCUGCAGCAACCAUAUGCCACGCCCAUGCAGCCUGGAACAGUCACCUCCCAGCCCCAAAGUCCAGCACAUCAGAGCUCGCAGGCGGCAAGCCACCAGCAGCCAGCGAGUGGGGGGCCAGGCGAGUCGGACAGUGAGGGACCACGGAGGGUGGAGUUUGCAGACCGCACCAUCAAGACUUUAGACGAGAAGCUGAGAAACCUGUUGUACCAGGAGCAUGCUCCCUCGCAGCCCUCCAGCAGUGCGUCUGACCCCCAGGCCUCCGGCACAGAGGGAGUCGGCUCACCUCCAGUCUCAGACGGCCAGAGCACGGAGGGAGCACCUUCAAAGAAGAAAGGGGAUCCGCUGCCUCAGAUUCCUGAACGCACAGAUGGCGUGGGUGCACUAAGUGACUCUGCAGUGGCAGCCACGAACAGGGUUUUGAACAGAAGAGACGGGACCACUGGCUCCAGUUCAUAUAGCUCUAAAAGCCGUUUUCAAAUCAUCCCCACGCCACCGGAUGUCAUUUGUCGUUUAGAGAAAAGCAAGACUGGUUGCAGCACCUGCAGUUCCACAGCACCCUCUAGUGGUUCCGGUGGAUCUCACGGGCAAACGCAGGGCCCAGGCAGGAAAGAGAAGGACUGCGUGGCUGUGGGAAGAUCUAAUGUGACAGCUGCAGCUGAUUUUGAGAACGCAGGAACAUCCAAACCCCACAUUAGUAACCGUUACUCUGCCCCACCCAACUUCUACCAGGUCACCCCCACUUCCAGCCCUGAUGUCACCCCACGCCAUAUCCCCCGGGCCCAGACCAUGGACACUCCCACCCAUCACAACUACCACCACUCCUCUCAGCUGUACUCUGACUCAGCAGACGAGGACAGCAGCAGCAUAGCCCUUCCUCCAGCCCUCCCCGCUCCCCCAGCUCACGCCCCGUCUGAGCACAGUGGAAGCGACCUCAUGAAGAGGGCAGUGGCCUUCCUGCGGCGCUCUGGCCGGAGCAAAAGUGAGCAGAGCUCUGAUUCGCCGGGCAGACAACCUGUGGCAAUGAAUGGUCAUGCCCCCUCGCCUUCUGCAGGACAUGCCCACUCAUCCUACAUCAGCAGUGACAACGACUCUGAGUUUGAGGACGCAGAUAUGAGGAAAGAACUGCAGAAGCUGAGAGAAAAACACAUGAAGGAGAUCUCUGAGCUGCAGGCGUUCCAGAGGGGUGAGAUCGAGCAUCUGUACACGGAGCUGGGCAAAAUGUUGCCCCCCAAUGUUGGCCUACUUCAUGCUGCACCCCCCAAUGGCCGCAGGCGCAGGGCCAGCAAACACAAGCUGAAGGCUGGAAAACUGCUAAACCCGAUGGUGCAGCAGCUCAAAAACAAUCUCAACACCUCCACAGAGAGGAAAGGUGAGAGUGCUGCCAGCUCUUCAAGCUCCCCGACUAAAAGUUCAGUUCUGUCAGAUGGCUCUGCCCACUCGAGUGGCAGCUCUAGCUCCAGCAACCAUCCCGGUGCUGCCCCAGAGCAGGUCCACACCCAGCAACCCUGUUCCUUGAAGGGAUCUUUCUCCUCGGACAACAUCUACGCUGGACUACACGGUGAUGGAAUCGCCAACCAAGCUGGCCCGGGCCAAGGCUGGACGGUUUACCACCAAACGUCAGAGAGAGUCACCUAUAAAUCUAGUAGCAAACCACGCACUAGAUUCCUCAGUGGACCUGUGUCUCUGUCCAUCUGGUCCACUCUGAAACGACUAUGUCUAGGCAAAGAGCGCAGUAGUAGGUCUUCCCACAACGCCACCACAGCUCAGACAGCCUCCAGUCAGACUCAGCCGUCACUCACCUCAGCCACACCCUCACCCUCUCCCCAGCCAAUCACACAGCUCGCUCAGGUCCAGACCAACAACAGCAACAACAAAAGAGGCACGUUCACCGAUGAUCUUCACAAAUUGGUAGACGACUGGACCAAGGAGACUGUUGCGGCAGCCAAUCAACCGCGCCCCUCCCUUAACCAGAUCAAACAGCAGAGACGCCAGCAAGACCUGGAGGGCAGAGCGCCACCCAUGGGAGCAGCUGCACAAGAGAUGAAAUGCCAUGUUGGUCCCCGCAAGUUCCAGCUGCCUCUUUCCUGCCCCCUGACUGCUGCUUUAUGCCCUGGUAUGCCCACAAACCUAGCUCCCAACUCAGCAAUGCUCCCUCCUGGGUACCUUUUGCCAGCAGGCUCCUAUGGCAGGAUGGCUCCUGGUCCUCUUUACCCCCAGCAGUGGUCUGGCAUGCCAAGUCCCGUAGGGUCCGUGGGUCCUGUAGGCCUGCUUGGUGCUGCAAGAGUGAUGCCCUAUGCCACAAUGGCAAACCAAGGGAUCCAAGCCUACCCUCCGGUCAUGCACGAGCCCGAGAAUGGCCACUGUCCGAAAACCACUAGAACUACCUAAUCUGCUAACUCGCAUUUGUUCAUGUGUACGGGCACGAUUGUCCAACUCCACUGCAUUCUGGUUCAUCAGAGCCACACCUGUACAUAAUCUGAUUGUAAAUAACAUGACGCAAGUGUUGAUAUUCUUUAUACAACACCUAUAUCUGUAGUUACUUUGUGAGUGUGAGUGUACGUAUGUGUGUGCUAUACAGUAUGUGUGUCUGAAUACCUAAUGCUUUUUUGGCUUUGGUUUUGACUAAACUCGGCCAUACAAGACAAUUUGUCUGCAGUCACAAAAAAAAAACAUACAUCACUUUAUUCUUUAUUACUGCAGUUCUCCCGUUGAUUUUUGCCUUUCUCUGUGUUACGUACACGUUAAACACUACAUUGGAAUCCAAAUACCAGUGGUUUGAGAUACAGUAACAUGACAGUAUUUAUGAUGGAGAUAUUUGAAGGAAUGUAGUGCCUUGAACAUUGAUUUAUAGAUUAUUCUUUCUUCUGUGAAACGAAGCAUGUCUGUAUCCAAGUUAUUUUAUUUGAUGGUAGCUUGAGUGCAGUCUUUUUUUUCUUUUUAUGCAUUAAAGACACUUUUUCUUUUUGGUUUACAUAUGAAUGCCCUUGUAGAACUGCACUAUUAACACAGUAUAUGCUCUUAUUUAAAAUAAUAAAAUCAUGUUUUAACCCUUGUUUACUUUCCACCCCUGUGACAGAUGGAAUGCCAUAGUGGUGAGAUGUACCGUUGCCUUGCAGAAACAAAUGGUUAAUGUACGACUGAUGAGAAGGAAAUAAAAUUACGCCAGCAGCCAAAUCCACUCUUUCAGGUCAAAUGGUUCAGUUGGACACAGCCUCUUUUUGAUAGGACAACUGAUGCGUUGGAUAGCACAAGAGUUGGCAGUGCUGUAGCCUUGUGCUCCGAGGAAAGGCGGUGUCCAGAGCCAUAUUUACUGUACAUAGUUCUUUCUACAGUAUAUGCCUCUGGUAGUGUUCUGAUGAGAAUGUAGCAAUUAAUAUGUGAAGGCUUGAGGCUAAAAAGUGCAAUUUAACCCCUCCACAAAGCUUUGAUCGUGGCCUUGCCACAAGCCUUAUCUCUGAUGUGUGCAGAAGGAGCAAGCUGAAAAAUAUGAACAAAGUUACAAAUCACAAAGCGACCGACAAGAAGUUACCUGGCAAAUUAUGAACAUUACAAGCCAACACUGCUAAAUGUUCUUUCAAAUUGGGCUAUCCUAUUACUCCGCAUACACUACGUGAAACGUUUUGUGCAAUCGCCAGAUAAGUCUGAUGUUUUUAAAUUAUUUAAUGUUUAAAGCUUGUUUUUUUUUGGUGCUGCUAUCGUCUGAGGUGAUUCCACUGUACAGUUCAGCAUAUUAUUCACAUAAGAUGGUACUUCAAAUAAAAAAAAAAACCACCUCAAAUUAACUAAUGAGAUGCUCACAAAGCAGUGUUAUUGCCUUGUUGAAAUUGUGAUGUGAUGUGUUUAUUUCCCUUUUUUUUCAGUAAUAUAUUGCAAAAUUCAAAUGAUACUUGAUGCGGGAGAUUUGCACAACAUAUAGUCUCCUUUUAAUUCCAACCUAUGGUAAAGAGUUUCCUACACUGUAUAUGUAUAGUGGGUUUCACCGCCUGUACUUUUUUUUAUCACUGACAAGCAUGGCCAACUUUUCAUGUUCCACAAAGCAAAGAUAAACAAUAAAGCUACAAUGGUUGAAUAUUUCAUAUCUCCACAACACAUUUGAAAGGUUUCAGCACCCCAAUUCUGCCAAGCUGUGAAUUGUACAGUUUUCUUGUAGUUUAUAUUUGUUUGGAUUAUUUAGAGGUUGUGGUGGAGGGGUUGCUUUGAUGUAAAUGAUUCCAUCAAUUCGGAUUGAAUUGGACUUUUAUAGGAUAUUAUGCAGAGUCUUCUGCUUUGGUGAAAUACUUCCAGUAGUAAGAGAUUUCUGUUCUCUGUCACUUGUAUCUGGUUUUGUUCCACCUCCUUCGCUGCUAACUCAUGGAGAGCAGAGGAAGGAUUUAACUAUUGUUGGCAUAUUCAUUUGGAUGCAGUGAUCAAACGGAGGAGCAGAGAAGAAAAGAGGAGGAGGUGAAGAAGGAGGAACAGUCCUGACUCUUCCUACUCUGCUCAUCUCACUUCUCUCUGUACAACAUUGCCCCCUAGUGAAUAUGCUCGAUUAUCAAAGGCUUGUAUUCAAACUGUGGGAUUGCCUCUGCCUGCUGUAUGUCCCACUGCAUUACCCCACCCUACCCUGCUGCACUCUAAUCACAGACAAUGUUGAGAGCGAGAAAUAAAUAUUAUUUUGUGCUUGA
Cottoperca gobio is the source of this 10829-nucleotide messenger RNA. RefSeq names its product serine/threonine-protein kinase WNK2. Gene Ontology annotation, biological process: protein phosphorylation. Lineage: Eukaryota; Metazoa; Chordata; Actinopteri; Perciformes; Bovichtidae. The record is from RefSeq and is a predicted model, not a curated record. Gene Ontology annotation, molecular function: protein serine/threonine kinase activity; ATP binding.